Messenger RNA from Cuscuta campestris, 730 nucleotides. Lineage: Eukaryota; Viridiplantae; Streptophyta; Magnoliopsida; Solanales; Convolvulaceae. The record is from the annotation of a GenBank genome assembly.
GUUCUGUAUUGUCAAGCUCUAGAUAUUCAAUCUAAAUAACCCAAUCCGACUCCAGGCGCAAAAACAUGUGUGCAUUAAGCUAUGGAAUGGGGGUAUCAAAAUCCACUAUCCAUAGAUGGCUUGAGUUAAAGCAGAUUAGGAGGCAUUCAAAUGCCAUAAAGCCAUUACUGUGUGAAUCAGAGGAUGAUUCUUCUUCCUUUGACCAUCUUCCCCAAGUUGUUGAAGUCCCUUUACCCAAUCUUUUCACCCCGGAAACAGAAACAGAAACACAAUCUGAAGUUAUCCCUCGAGUAAAGUGUAAUAUCAUUAUCCCUGAUGGAUCCAAAGUUCCUGUAGCACAUAUUGGCACAGACCCUUUGACGAACAAGCUACAAGACCUUGAUUUCUCAAACCAGCGGCAGAUCUCAAGUCCUUCACGGGCACUUCUUUUUGCGGAUGGUGAAAAGCCGGCAAAGAGACACAUAUACGACGAUGGUGAUGCUGGAAAGUUUUUCUUUGUGCGUAAAUUGUUUGUGGCUGCUUGGAGUUCUAAGCAAUCGUAAAUUUAUGUCUUGACUCGUAGUGGUUGCCAUAGGUUAGGACAACGAUCUACAAACUGCGAUGGAGGCGAUAGAACUGAAUAAGGUGGAAGAACUUUGGGAAAUACUUUGGGAAAACACAUAGUUAUUGAGUACCAUUUUCUUACUCUUGAGAAUAAUGCUCAAAAUGGCAUUAAAACUUGUACUAGUUU